ACUGUUGAAGCGUUUGUCCGCGUCGCAACUUUUAUUUUGUAAAAGAAAAAAACACACAAAGCGGAAAUUGCUCUUCUUCGUUGAUACUCCACAAAAUAACACGUUGAGCUAACCUGUCAAUCAAAAGCUGGCACUAGCUUCCUUGAAUCAGUGGGGUAGGAUUAUCAGGCAUCGUUGGGCGAUCGCGUGGCUGCAGAAAAGGCUGCGUGCACUGUUUUGUCGCGUUAUUCAUGGAGCCGUCACUGGCCGGGUGAUCGUGUGAUUGUUGUGCAGCCACAUCAUGCCAUUUCUUCUUACAAGUUAAUCUGCCACAUCCCAAUCAGGAAGGGAGGACUUUGCCUGCACCGAUCUGCACGCAGCCGUCUUAUUUACCAGCUCACGGCUUCCUUUUUAACCCUCCUUUUGGGUAAAAUGAGAGCGACGUUAAUCCUGUUGUGCACCGUCUCAUGCUGCUGGAUGGUCAGUGCCACGCUUUCCAAAACUGAUGCAAAGAAGGCGCAGAAAGUUGAGGCUGAGACAUCACUGGCAGACUCGUCUGUUGUGGAGAGAGGCCUUGUGGUGUCAGACCCGCAGUGGAGAGACAUAGUGAAGGAGGAAAAAAGAUCCUGUGCUCAUGUGAAACGCACCUUUCAAGGACCAGUGCUCGGAUACAUCACACCUUGGAACUCCCAUGGCUAUGACAUCGCCAAGAUAUUUGGCUCCAAACUGACUUCAGUGUCUCCAGUAUGGCUUCAGCUUCGUCGACGAGGACCAGAAAGCUUUGACGUCACCGGCCUCCAUGACCAUGACCCAGGCUGGGUCAAAGCUGUACGCAAGUCUAACAGAAAAAUCAGGAUGGUGCCUCGGCUGUUAUUCGAUGGCUGGUCUUACCAGGACUAUGUGAGUGUGCUGGGUAGCGAAGAUGAAAUUGAAGAGCUGGGAAGUGAGCUGGUGGAUGUUGCAAAGACAGAAGGCUUUGAUGGUUUUACUUUGGAGCUUUGGAGCCAGCUGGGAGGUAACAAAAGGAAGGAGCUGGUCCACUUGGUAAAGCACAUUUGUGAGACUUUGAAGGCGAAAAAAUUAGACUGCAUCCUUGUCAUCCCACCUGCUGUGACCAGCACGGGGCAGCCGGGAAUGUUUGGCAGGGAGGAGUUUGAGCAGUUGGCUCCAGCUGUCGAUGCAUUCAGCCUCAUGACAUACGACUACUCCAAUGCUGGCAGACCAGGCCCAAGCUCACCCUUGCCCUGGAUGAGAGACUGUGUUCUCCAGUUGUCACCGAACAGCCAGUGGAGGCAAAAGAUCCUCCUUGGACUUAAUUUGUAUGGUCUUGAUUUUGCAAGCCAAGGAACAGAGCCAGUCCUGGGCGGCAGGUACAUUGAAAUUUUGCGAGAAUUCAGGCCGAAACUUCUCUGGGAUGAAUAUUCUGCAGAGCAUUAUUUUAGUUACAAAAGGAACAAUGGAGUUAAGCAUGUAGUGUACUACCCAACUCUAAAGUCACUCUACCUAAGGAUCGCUUUGGCUACUGAACUGGGUACAGGAAUUUCCAUGUGGGAAUUAGGACAAGGACUGGAUUAUUUCUAUGAUCUUCUAUGAGAACAGGAUUUGCUAGUGGAUACUGUGGACCUUUUGCACAUCAGCAUAUGGAUUUCCAAUCAUGUUUUAUUUUUUUCUAAAUCCAAACAUGGUAUACCAAAAAUACCAGUGUCACAUGUGAUGAUUCUUUUUCUUUCUUUACUGAGUGAAUCAAAUGAACUCUGGAACCAGCCACUGAUAGGGUUUAGUUAAUACUCAACUUGGCUGCUGUUGGUUUGGGACUUGUCAGAGGGCCCUGAAAGUUUUUGAGACCUCCUACAGUCAGCAUGGAUGAAAAGGAUUGGCAGCAAAAUGUAGAUUUUUUUUUUUUUUUUUAAAUCUUGUUUUAUCUUAUGUCACAUCAUUGUGAAGAAACUAUCAAGUAGUAUAUCAAUGAGUAAGCAGCAAUACAUCUCCCUUUUACACAGAAUUGGUACAUGAUCAAAAUGCAGAAAGUUUAAAUGAAGUGGUGCAGUGCUACUUCUGUAACCUCUCCUCACUGGUCCCGAAUACUGAGCAACAAAUCGAUGUUAAGUCUUUUGGCAAGUUGCUCACACCUGCACACAAACUCUUCUGCUCUUGGAUUGAGCUUUGCUUGCUGUGACCAAUGCAUCCUGGACUCAUUUACUUUCUGUUGCAUCGGAUGCCAUCGAGCUUCCAUCUUGCAUGUCUGUCUGAAGAUCCUCAGACUGCAUCUGCUUCUAACAUCCAAAGCUUUUUUUUUUUUUUUUCUUUGGGAAUCAAAAUAUUUAUGUUUUAGUGUGUCAAAUGGCUUUUUAUUUGUUCUGUAAUGGGACAUUGACAAGUGACGAACUUGAAUUUACAAUGUUGCCAAACGUUUCUGACUCUGUCUUCCUUGAUAUUUGUGCUGGAUGAAUGUACAUUUCAUUGCAUAAACAUGAAUUUGGAGCAAA
This is a messenger RNA of Myripristis murdjan (pinecone soldierfish), 2465 nucleotides long. It is a transcript of the gene chid1, whose product is annotated as chitinase domain containing 1. Gene Ontology annotation, biological process: carbohydrate metabolic process. The transcript has 12 exons. Gene Ontology annotation, cellular component: endomembrane system. Lineage: Eukaryota; Metazoa; Chordata; Actinopteri; Holocentriformes; Holocentridae. The coding region runs from base 412 to 1572 and encodes 386 amino acids. The record is from RefSeq and is a predicted model, not a curated record. Gene Ontology annotation, molecular function: chitin binding; oligosaccharide binding.